Molecule: messenger RNA, 321 nt
Organism: Sphenostylis stenocarpa
Lineage: Eukaryota; Viridiplantae; Streptophyta; Magnoliopsida; Fabales; Fabaceae
Source: the annotation of a GenBank genome assembly
GACCUUUUAGCACUUGCCCAUCUUCGAAUUAAAGGUCUUCUGCUAUUUAUUUUGAGGCCAGGCAAGAUUUGGGGUCUACAACUGUCCCCCCCCCCCCCGCUUCACCUGACUAGCCAACUGUUUGCCUGUUAUGCCAAAAAGAUCGGAUGGAGGGUGAAGGAGUUAACCCUCUUGCCCGAGUGUCCUUCGGGUGCUCCGUCUUGCGGUGGCCGACCCUCCGGACAAAAAAAUGUUGUGAGCCUCCAGGAUGCUCCUUCUUGCGGUAGCCGACCCCUUUGGUUGACACGUGGUAGAACCUCAGGAUGCUCCUUCUUGCGGUAG